This is a messenger RNA of Protopterus annectens (West African lungfish), 4080 nucleotides long. It is a transcript of the gene KIRREL3, whose product is annotated as kirre like nephrin family adhesion molecule 3. Lineage: Eukaryota; Metazoa; Chordata; Ceratodontiformes; Protopteridae. Gene Ontology annotation, cellular component: cell-cell junction. Gene Ontology annotation, biological process: cell-cell adhesion; synapse assembly. The coding region runs from base 47 to 2251 and encodes 734 amino acids. Gene Ontology annotation, molecular function: cell adhesion molecule binding. The transcript has 15 exons. The record is from RefSeq and is a predicted model, not a curated record.
AGAACUAAGUGUCCCUGAACAAGGAUGCUGUUUGGCCUUGGGGUUUAUGUCCAAAGGUAAUUACAGGAGAAUAAAUGAAGGUCAGAGCUCUUCCUUCUCUCAGCAACCACAAGAUCAGGUCGUGGUAGCAGGACAGACAGUGACUUUACCUUGCUCUAUCCAAGGACACCAUGACAUUGUCCUCUGGAUUAAGGAUGGACUUGCACUUGGAGUGGGACGAGAUCUUGCAGGCUAUCCACGAUAUUCUGUGGUUGGAGACCAUUUGUCUGGAGAACAUCAUCUGAAAAUCCAGAGGGUAGAACUUACAGAUGAUGCUGUGUAUGAAUGCCAAGCAAUUCAGGCUGCCCUUAGGUCCAGACCUGCAAGGCUAACAGUUCUGGUUCCUCCUGAUGACCCUGUGAUUAUUGGUGGACCAGUUAUAAGCCUGAGGGCAGGAGAUACUCUGAACCUUACCUGCCGUGCCGAUAAUGCUAAGCCUGCUGCCUCUCUCAUCUGGUUACGUAAUGGUGAGGUUCUCAAUGGUGCCAUGUAUUCUAAGAUUCUUUUGAGAGAUGGGAAACGAGAAAGCACUGUUAGCACUCUGUAUGUCUCGCCAUCAGAUAUUGAAACUGGACAGAUUAUUGUCUGUCGGGCCACUAACAAAGCAAUUCCCAGCGGGAAGGAGACAGCUGUCACCAUUGACAUCCAGCAUCCUCCCUUAGUUAAUCUGUCUGUGGAGCCUCAGCCUGUCUUAGAAGACAAUCCUGUGAAAUUUUACUGCUCUGCAAAGGCUAACCCUGUGGUCACUCAAUACAGGUGGGCCAAAGCAGGCCAGAUUAUCAAGGAAGUGACUGGAGAUACAUAUGAAACCAUAGUGGAUCAUUCCUUUUUUACAGAGCCUGUGUCAUGUGAAGUGACCAACCCACUGGGCAGUACCAACGUCAGCAGAACUGUUGAUGUCUACUUUGGUCCUCGGAUGGCCAUAGAACCACAGUCUCUGCAAGUUGAUCUGGGAUCUGAUGCUAUCUUUAGCUGUGCAUGGUCAGGCAACCCAUCUCUGACCAUUGUCUGGAUGAAGAGGGGGUCCGGAGUGGUCCUAAGUAAUGAGAAUACCUUGGUCUUAAAAUCUGUUCGACAGGAGGAUGCUGGGAAAUACGUAUGUAGGGCUGUAGUUCCUCGAGUAGGAGCAGGAGAACGCGAUGUAUCUCUCACAGUGAAUGGUCCUCCAAUUAUCUCCAGCACGCAGACCCAGCAUGCUUUGCAUGGAGAAAAAGGUCAGAUAAAAUGCUUCAUUAGAAGUACCCCACCUCCAGACAGAAUUGCCUGGUCUUGGAAGGAGAAUGUACUGGAAUCUGGAACAUCUGGGCGAUAUACUGUUGAAACAGUCAGCACAGAGGAGGGCGUUAUCUCGACUUUGACAAUUAGCAAUAUUGUGAGAGCAGACUUCCAGACCAUUUACAAUUGUACAGCCUGGAACAGCUUUGGCUCAGACACUGAGAUCAUACGACUCAAAGAACAAGAGUCGAUCCCUAUGGCAGUCAUUAUUGGCGUCGCAGUUGGAGCAGGUGUGGCAUUCCUGGUGCUAAUGGCAACCAUUGUAGCUUUCUGCUGUGCUCGUUCUCAGAGGAAUUUAAAAGGUGUCGUUUCUGGGAAAAAUGACAUCCGUGUGGAGAUUGUACACAAGGAGCCAACUCCUGGCCAUGAGACAGAAGACCAUCCAUCCAUCAAGCAAUUGAUGAUGGAUAGAGAAGGGUUCCAACAAGAUUCAGCCUUGAAACAACUAGAGGUACUGAAGGAAGAAGAAAAGGAGUUCCAAGCUUUAAAGGAUCCAACAAACGGCUACUACAGUGUAAAUACCUUCAAGGAACACCAGCCAACUCCAACUAUCUCUCUAUCAAAUUGCCAAACUGCCACUCUACGACCUGCCAAUAAGCAACGGGUACCCACAGGGAUGUCCUUCACCAACAUCUACACUACUCUGAGUGGACAGAACCGGCUUUAUGACUAUAGCCAGCGUUUUGUUUUGGGGAUGGGAAGUAGUUCCAUUGAGCUCUGUGAGCGUGAGUUCCAACGUGGUUCCAUGAGUGACAGCAGCUCUUUUGUGGAUACACAGUGUGACAGUAGUGUUAGCAGCUAUGGCAAGCAGGAUGGUUAUGUACAGUUUGACAAGGCCAGCAAAGCAUCUGCAUCCUCGUCACAUUAUUCACAGUCCUCAUCUCAAAACUCGGACCCCACCCGACCUCUGCAGAGGAGAAUGCAGACACAUGUUUAAUGCAUGACUGAUAGAAGCUGGGAAGCCAAAUGUUCUAAAAAUAAUGGGAUUUUCUAUGUCUUAGCAAAGAUGAACUGGGUACACUGGGGCAGGUCUGUAGCUGUCUGAUGUCCCUGUUGCAAAGCACUUUGUUUAUGACCAUGUGUGACCUUUUAUAAUUACAGAGGUAAAAGCAUCACUCGUUUUGAAUUCCUUUAAGAUACUGAUGGAAUUUAACUAGAUGAAAGUGGAAUCACACUGCUAUGGCUCCCAUACCAAAGUUGGUUUGCCCCAGUCUCUGCACAGACCCUUUAAAUAUUUGUGGAACUGUGGAUAAAAUCUACAGUGGUGCACAUCUUCUAUUGAGCAGCAAGAAACUGAGGAGGAGAGCAGACAUUGGGUUUUAGGGGCCUGGAGGAGUUGCAUUAAAUGACUUUAGACUCUAAGCCAUUCCUUAUUUGUCUACACAUCUGUUAAUAGCACUUUCUGCCAACUUCUGAGCCAAGUACAUGCAGCUAUUUGCCCUGUUUCCAUAAUAUUCCUUUGUAUUGCACUUUAAUAAAGUAGGUGACUCUUUUAGGGUCUUCAAGGCCUGUUCAUUUUGCACUGCUGUACAAGAUUCUGAGAUUUCUGAAACCAGCACCUACCUUCCCUACCAGAACACCAGAUGGAUCACAACUCUACAGAUAUUUACAAGCAUGUACAUUGUUUCAUCAAAGCAAGUAAAAGAGUAACCCCUGGAGAAAAAAUUUGCAAAAAUGCCACAGCCAGACCUGCCAGGAAUAUUUUAUCCCUUUUGUGAAGUAGAGAAAAUUUUGCAAACAUUUUACUAAACUUUUUUGUUUAUUUCCAGACUGUAUCAGUAGCACAUAUGCUGUUGUAUAUUUUAUUUCUUUUACUUGUACAGAUGAGUAACCCUCUGGUUGUAAACUUGGUAUUGCAACUAUAGCAUCACACAGUCUUAGUAAGUAUUUCCCUUUCCCCAGACAUAUUCAAAUUGCUGAUAAUCUGUUGAUGCAAGAAAAACAUGUUGUAACCUAAUUCAAGCUACUUUUUGUACUUUCUACAGAGCGCUGCAAUCAGUUAAGGAUUAUGUUUGUAAACUUUGUUUCCAUUGGGAAAGGAAUGUGUGUUUGUUCUCUCCAUCUUGGGUAGUGAUCUUUUCCAACAGCGGGGACAGCUUAUAUUAUUUAUUCUUUUACUUCUGGUUUGUUUUUUAUAGCAGCAAUAUUGCUUCUUGGUUGUGGGAAAAAGCAGCGGACAAUCUGCAAAAUGAAUGCUCCCAAGAACCUGUUAAUAUUGUAUAAAUGGCAACUAAUGCAGAGUAACUCACUGGAAAAAGACAAAAAUGCAAAGCUAUUUGAGCUACUUACCUCAACUUUUACACUUUUCACAUUCUUCCCUUUUCCUUUUAUUUAUUGCUAGAAAGCAUUCUGAGCCAAAAUGAACAAGUAACAAGAAAUGAUAUAAUUUAUCAAUACUGAAUUAUCUGUAUUGUAAAAAUAAAACUGAAUUUAAUAUGACAUUUAAGAAAUGCAUUAAAUUUAACCCUAAAGUAUGACUGACUGUGUAAGAUUACAUCUCGAUUAGUGCAUGGUCUGACAAUCAGAGGAAAUGGAAAUUUUGGACUGUGGGAAUUUUCCUUUUUCUAAAUGGCACAGGAUAAGCGAAGACCAGUUUUGUGCGUUUUCAGUGUACAAAUAAAAAUAGUUUCUCAUUCCUCCCCUUGUACCCCAUUUGACUGCUUCUCCUUCAACCCUUUCCUUUUCUUGCUGCCAAAUAAUGAAAUUAAAAUUAAAAGUUAUUUUGAGAAAAGAAAAAAAAAUAAAAUGUGUGAAGUCCACCAGUUA